AUGAAACGAACACAUUUCACAACAUUAGGGGAAGAGGUCAGAUUUGAUGACAACGGUGAUCCUAUUGCAUCCUAUGACCUGAUGAACUGGCAAAAAGGGUCUGAUGGCUCCCUUCAGCUAAUGAGGGUGGGAUUCUAUGAUGCCUCACUCGAAGAUGACAAGGACCUAGUAAUAGAUGAGCCAGUAAUUAUGUGGCACAGAGGAGAGAAGCAGGUUGGAGUUUCAUUGUGCAGUCAAAGCUGUCUGCCAGGCUCCAGGAAGGCCAGGCAAAAAGGAAAGCCAGUCUGCUGCUUUGACUGCAUACCAUGUGCUGAAGGAGAGAUCAGUAAUCAAACAGACUCAAAUGAUUGCCUGACAUGUUCAAAGGAAACAUGGCCAAACCAAGCCCAAGACCAGUGCAUUCCCAAAACAUUAGAGUUUUUGUCCUUUCAGGAGCCUUUGGGAAUAAUUCUAUGGUCAGUUUCAGCAUUCGGGGCCUGUGCAGCAUUAGCAGUGCUUGGUGUGUUUAUAAUGUACAGGAAAACACCAGUCAUACGAGGAAACAAUAUGGAGUUAAGUUUCCUUCUCCUCCUGUUCCUCUGCGCAUGCUUUCUGAUUGGCCUGACAUUUAUAGGGAAGCCCACUGACUGGUUAUGCCGGACUCGGUAUCCAGCCUUUGGAAUCAGCUUUACUCUCUGUAUUUCAUGCAUCUUGGCAAAAACUGUAGUAGUUUUAAUGGCAUUCAGGGCCACCCUCCCUGGCAGUAAUGUCAUGAAGUGGUUUGGCCCUGCUAAACAAAGAUCAAGUGUUAUCCUCUGUACUUUUGUGCAAGGACUUAUUUGCAUCAUAUGGUUAACAACUAAGCCUCCUGUUGCUGCAUAUAAUACCAAGUUCAUGAGUGCAACAAUAACUGUUGAAUGUGCUGUAGGAUCUGAAAUUGGAUUUUGGUGUGUGCUAGGAUACAUUGGCCUCCUAGCCUCUUUGUGUUUCUUAUUAGCAUUUUUGGCCAGAAAACUACCAGAUAACUUUAAUGAGGCUAAAUUCAUCACAUUCAGCAUGCUUAUAUUUUUUGCUGUGUGGAUAACCUUCAUUCCAGUUUAUGUGAGCUCUCGUGGAAAGUAUAUGGUUGCUGUCCAUGUCUUUGCUAUUCUAGCCUCUGCCUUUGGUCUCUUGCUGUGUAUAUUUGCUCCUAAGUGUUAUAUUGUACUUCUAAAACCUGAGAGAAAUGACAAAAAGCAUAUGAUGAAAAAAUAG
This is a messenger RNA of Ctenopharyngodon idella (grass carp), 1233 nucleotides long. RefSeq names its product extracellular calcium-sensing receptor-like. The record is from RefSeq and is a predicted model, not a curated record. The coding region runs from base 1 to 1233 and encodes 410 amino acids. The transcript has 4 exons. Gene Ontology annotation, cellular component: membrane. Gene Ontology annotation, biological process: G protein-coupled receptor signaling pathway. NCBI's taxonomy places the organism in Eukaryota, Metazoa, Chordata, Actinopteri, Cypriniformes, Xenocyprididae. Gene Ontology annotation, molecular function: G protein-coupled receptor activity.